GUAAAAUGGGCCACGGAGAAGAACCAUUGACCGCCACGUAUAAAACGCAGAGACCUCCAUGGAUCGGUCUUUGGAGUGAUCGUGAAUACAAGGGACGUGCCGACUGGUGGAAGGAGCCAGGACUUGAAGACUCUGUCACGCGUUCUGGAAAACUUCGUCUUUAUCGUGCUCGUUUCCGUGAGGAAGAUCCAGAUUGGUAUGAUCCAAAGGUAAAAGACGGAGAAUCCCUGGCCGGACCUUUCGGACUCGAUUCCAAGAAGACCAAAAAUCUCACCAAAAAAGGAGAUCAGCCAGGAGAGCUGUCCGAAUUCCAGAACAAAGUUUACGAAGGAUCCCACCAGUUUAAGGCUAUCGCUGAAAAGUUUGGAAUCAGCAAAGAGCAUCCAGGACUAUCCGUUAGUCCAACCUUGAGCGAUAAUAUGCUAACUCCAAAGGACGAGUUAGGCAGAAACGCCGUGUUGCCAAACUCUUGGUAUCCUGCCGGACCCCGUUUCUUCGACAGUCCACUCAAUGAGGGAUCUUUCUGGAAAGGACUUGCCGCCGCCAAGUAUGCUGGAAUUUUGUUGGCUCCAUACACUAUGCUGGAAAUCCGUGCACUCAAUACAGUCUCGGUAUCCGAAUUCUCGCCAAGAACCUAUAUGAAGAGAUACCUCCAACUCGCUCCAUUCCCAUUGGCCGUUGCAUUCGCCUGGGGCUUCAGUCUUUCAGCAGCCUCAUCGAUCCGUCAUAAGGAUGAUGUCCAUAAUCAUUGGUUCGCUAGUGUUGCUGUUGGAUCAACCGUGGCUACCAUGAAGAGCAACGUUGCCCUUGGAACCACUGCCGCCAUCUUCACCGCCAUCCUCGGAGCAUUCUGGCAGUAUCAACGACACUCGGAGACUGGACUCCAAGGAAUGACUGCUCAUCCACAAUCUGCCGGAAUCUGGGGAGGACCACUUCUUUGGCAGAAGAUGCAACUUGGAAAUGCCGAUGUUCCGACCACACGAUACUGAUUGGAUUUUUGAAUUUUUUCUAGCUUCGAUUCUACAAUCAUGUAUAAGAUUUUUAGUUUUCGAGAAAGAAGCAUAUAGCACUCAAACUUUAAUUUUUUUUUUCUUCUUUUCUGCUCUUUUCCGAAUAAAAUCAGCGGUCAUAGCAUG
This is a messenger RNA of Caenorhabditis elegans, 1136 nucleotides long. RefSeq names its product Complex I-B14.7 (gene nduf-11). Bases 6 to 989 code for a protein of 327 amino acids. NCBI's taxonomy places the organism in Eukaryota, Metazoa, Nematoda, Chromadorea, Rhabditida, Rhabditidae. The record is from RefSeq and is marked reviewed. The transcript is spliced from 6 exons.